AUGAGAAACGGCCGGGCUACCACCGAACUGAACAAGGUCCGUCUCGAGCCGCGACGGGCGUACAGCGUCGAAAGUGACGGACACGACAGCGACAGCGACCCGGAGUCCGACCUCUCAGACACUGGUUACGAUCCAGACGAGGGCUACGCAGUAGAUGCCAUCAAGUAUGCAGUCUACAAAGACUCGAAUUCGACGCGUUCAGAUGGGUAUAUCGGCUGGCACUAUGGCGUUAUGUGGCAAAACUAUCUCAAGACCCUCUCGGAUACCGAGGAGCCGCAUUCUAGCUUUGAGGACGACGAGGGCAACACACCCAUGGUCAACUUGUUCUGGAAGACUGCAGGCAGAAAUAUCCUGCGAGGCCGCAUAGAGCCCGGUGGCAAGAUGAACGAGGUUGUCGAGGCUCCCAAGGAGCUGUUGAAAAUGUGGUUGAAGGACUCGAAGCCACGCCGCGACUAUGAGACGUACAAGCGGCGACGUGCAAAGGAGCUUGCAGGCGAACAGAUCACCAAGCUCGAUUCCGACUACUAUUGGCGCAAGAGGAGGAAGGCCGACAACGCGAAAAAACGUGCGGCUGGCGAGCUGCCUGCGAUCCCUAUCAAGAAGAGGAAGGACAACGACGCCGCUGAUAAAGAUAAUGGCAAAGGGAAGGAGAAGCCCAAAGAGAAGGAGAAGCCCAAGGAGAAGGGGAAGUCCAAGCAGAAGGACAAGCCGAAGUCCAAGGACACUGAGGGGAAGAAAGCCGACAAGGGCAAGAAGAAGGGCGACAUGGGUCCACCAACACUUCCGGCAACCGAAACUGCAUCUCCUGCAAAGAGGUCUCCCGAGAAGAGGGCAGUGAGCCCCGCACCAUCGUUUGAUUCACUCUUCGAUGGCAGUGUUGGCGGAACGCCCGCCAUGACACCCACGAAACCUGAGGCAGGCCCCGGUCCGUCGUCCCAACGCGCAGCCAAGCGACGUCGUGCCCUCGACUGGCCUUCCGCCUCACCCGAGGCGCGCAAGAAGGAUCGCAAGGAGACAGCUGAGAUGCUCUCGGGCAUGAAGAUUGCCAAGAACGAUUCAUCAACCGAGCCGCCUCCCAUCUCCUUACCCGCACCUCUCGCUACAGCUCCUCCGGCCAUGAUCCCAGUUGCGGAGCCUCCCCCUGCAUCACUGCCUGCUCCACCCGCCGCGGACGGUCCAUCUGCUACGUCACCGUCGCAACCUCAAGACGAUGACGGCGACGCAACGCCCGUAGCUUCCCCGGCACUCUUUGGUGAACCUGAUCCAGACAUCUUUGGUGCUCUCGAAAACCCCCCUGCUUCACAGCGAUCACCCUCUCCGGAAGUGCCCCUUGCCCUUGCGCGACAACGUCAGGAGCCUCUGUUCGACUUUGGGGGCGCCGACUCUCCAGCCGGCUCGCUGUCCGCUCGUGCGCCGAGUGUCGAUGUCAGGGCCGAGAGGGUGCCGUCACAGUCUGUCCAACCCAACGGGCCAGGCUCGUCAGAGGAGCCCAUCGUGAUUGACGACCGAGCCAACGAGGCGGGCUCAUCAGACCAACCCAUCGUGAUUGACGACUCGCCAGUCGCGAUCGCUGCCGACAAAAGUUCGGCGACAAGGGUUCCGCAGCGUGCCCCUCUUGAUGCGCCGUCACCCAUGCAGCUGGUGGCGCCAUCUAUUCCCCUGGAACUGCCGUCGUCCACACCGACCGAACAGAUUGCAGGUCCAGCCCUUACCAUCACCUCAGCAACCCCUCUGAAGGAACCGUCACAGCCAGCUACUCAGACUGCUCCCGCAAAGGGCCGCCCACGGUUUACCGUUGGGACGCAGAACACAGGAGGUGGACCGUCAGCGGCAGGACCAUCGACAUCAACGGUGCAAAGUCCGGUCGCCACCAGUGCCACGCCGACCCAGACUGUGCCUCCCAAGUCUUCGCUGUCGUCCAAGCAGCCCAAGGAACACGGAUUGUACCAGCAACCUCAGCGCAUUGUGAAGAUGGACGUGCUAAAGGACCCGGAGGGUGAAGCAAGGGUCAAGAAGCGUGCCGCCAAGCUGGCAACGGCAACCCCCGCCCCGACAUUUACUCUCGGUGGGCCAAUGCCGGCCGAGCUCAUGGACCUCUGCCUCCCCAGGAUCAAGCUCUGGCCAGUGCACGGGGAGGACGCGAUGGUCGAGGCGCCCGUGGUGGCCGCGGUGGACGUGGCGGCCAACCUCACCAACCUCACCAACCUCACCAACCCCACCAACCGCACCAGUCCCAUCAGCCUCACCAAAACUACCAGCCUCGACCAGCCGCCGAUCCAGCAGGUGGCCUUUGUUGACCACCAACGUGACCCUCGCAGGCGCAACCAACAGCAGGGACAACCUGCGCAGGCCACCCGGCCACAGUCGCCUCCCCGCCCAUCCUCACCUCAGCCCGCUGUUCGAAAUGGUCUUCCUCUCGGCUCCGUGGUCGCCGUCGUCACCGACUCUCAGCAAAACCAGUUUAGUUUUACACUCGACUUGAAGGCUGGCGCGACCAAGAGCCACGAGUACCUCUUGGGUGUCGUAUCUGGCCACCGUCUCGAGUUUGACGAGGCGCCAGUCCAGUGUAUCGACAUGGCCCUUGCGCAAGGCGCGGACCUUGUUGAGUGGUGCGAGCCCGUGAUAAGCGAUGCGGACCCGAAGCCUCAGUCAGCCCAGAGCAACUGGGCGGGUCUGAAAAAGGACAUGCGCAAUGGCAAAAUGUUUGUUUGCCGAGAGGAAGCACGGACGCAACCCCCCAUCAAGGCGCACAACAUCAUUAUCCUUGUCCUACCAUCCCAUGCCCCCAUCGAAAAGGUCGGCCUGAAUGGGCGGGAGAAGGAUGGCAUCAGCAUGACUGCAAUUGUCCUGUCCAUGCCCCUUGAAUCACACUCCAUCCCAAUGCUUCCAAACCCCGUUAGGCCGGACUUUGUCACAGGUCAAAGUGACCAAGAGCUCCUGCCGCCCAUUGUGGACGCAAUGAAUGUUGCCGACAGCUAUGGACUCAACGGCGAGGUCCUUACCAACUUUCGGGAGCGUGGAACUGUGUCUAUCUACAAGAGCAUCGACACCGGACUGUAUGCUCAAACCGUCGAGCUGUGUAAGGAGUACCAACUGCAAGGCUUUUCGCAAGACAGGCCGCCCAACACGUUUCUGCUCUUGAAUGGGCUCUGGGCACGCAACAUCAAGUCAUCCUCAGUCAGGGGUUAUCUCACCGAACCGGCCACCCGCUAUUAUGCGCUUGGACCUGACCUCCAGCUGCCCAUCUCACACUGGCGUCUCCGUGAGAUCUGGACGGGCGGAGGCCUGGUAAUGCUAUCACCCACGUUCGUCUUGCGAUCCCCUGACAAGGUCGCCGCCAUUAUGGCCAACAUUCAAGAGACCCCUGGCUGGGCUGCGUACGUCCACCCGUCAACCAUCAUGUGGUGUGAAGAAUCGUGGAACAACACUGUCCGCUGUCCCGACCGCAACAAGGCAUACACGACACUCACGUCGGCGCUGUUUGAUGGCGAGCUGGGCGAGCUGCGCGCAUGUGCAGGUGGUCUCGCUGUGUCUUCUGCACCCCCUCAGCUUCAAAUGCGGAACGACUGCGCCAGGUGGCUCGAAUGGUUGACCAAGGUCACCCAGUGUGACGAGUGGAAGGAGCUCGUCGGCCUCUGCAAGCAAGUAGUGGCUGGCAAGGGCGGCAGUGCAGCCAGCGGAUGCCGAUCACCUGCAGCCGGAAAAGAUACCAGCGGCGAGCCUCUCAGUCUGCACAUCAUCGAAGAGCAAGGCCUGCGUGAUAUGGCCCGCAUGCGCCUUCGCCCGCACAUUGUGCCAUACCGCCGCUACAUCUACAUCGGCGAAUUGAGCCUCAAUGUGGAUCGGCGAAACAGGGCCCAGGAGAAAGGAAUUGAACUGGUUUCAGCGGAUGACUUUGUGGCCAUUUUGGCAGGGGCCGUAUAA
This is a messenger RNA of Apiotrichum porosum, 3924 nucleotides long. RefSeq lists its product as uncharacterized. NCBI's taxonomy places the organism in Eukaryota, Fungi, Basidiomycota, Tremellomycetes, Trichosporonales, Trichosporonaceae. The record is from RefSeq and is a predicted model, not a curated record. The transcript is spliced from 12 exons. The coding region runs from base 1 to 3924 and encodes 1307 amino acids.